AUGAACAAGCCCCUUUACUCUCAGUGGGACCGGCCCGACCUGGAGGCUUCCACUUCGUGCGGCCAGGCGCACAGGGGGAACAACACCGCAGACACAAGCUAUUUCUGCAGACAUGAUAACUUUUUUGGAGCUGAUCGAAGCGGACCAUCUGGCAGAGUUCCUUGUGGGGGCUUCUCUGAGAACACUGUAAAGAGGGGGGUCUGUGACUCUACAUCUUCGGGCAUUAACUGAAGGGCAUAGGGGCAUUCAUGGCAGUUUGGCUGAUAUCUCAUAGUGUAGUUAACACUGUGACCUAACUCCUAGUACUGUGACCUGACUGCUAUAACCUUGCCUAUCAACCUUGUGGUAUUUACAUGUUUUAGCUACUGGAACUAGCCUGAUUUUACUUUACUCUAGUAUGUUCAGCAUGUUUAUUCCUUUGUUUAUUUCACACAAAAAACAAGCGAUAUGACACUGUUUGCUCAGGAGUUUAUACAUCUGCAUUAUUUAUGUCUGUUUAUUUGCAUGAUACUUCUCUCUUUAUUCUGUAUUGCCUAAUACAAUGUCUCAAUAAAAUAAAUAGACAAAAAAAAUCUGACUAUUGACUGAACAGUUAGGACCUGCAAAAUUCUGAAAUCUAAGAAAAAAAAAGAAAAUGACAAAAAUAACUAUCACUCAGUGAAUUUAAAAUCAUGUCUAUGUUAAGACUUAUGUGUUCUCUAUUUGGCAUAUGUAUAUUUAGUAAUUCACAGACGGAGGAUACCACACUCACACUUGGGAAUCCAGGUGCUUAUCACGGCCAGGGUUGGCAAAACCCAGUUUAGAAGAUAAAAUAAAUUAGGUCCAGCCACUCAGGAUUGCUGCAGAAAGGCAGGUCUAUUGGAACAAAAAGGCAUACACAGAGGCCUUUAUCAAAUAUGUGUAUUUAGGACAUGCAAGUCCCUUGCUGUUUUAUUGACAGGUUCAACAAAGUCUUAUGUUUCAACCAAAUAAUAUUUACCAAAAAAAAAAAAAGUGAAUCUAAAAUAAGUACCCUUUAAAACAUUAUGACUAUUCCAUAAAUGCCAAAGUAUCUAAAUCCAGGAUGCAAAGGUACUAACGUUUCAAUCUGUGGAUCCAUUCCGUUUCUUUUUUAGUGAGGAUGUUUUCAGUAUCCCCCCCCCCUCUCCAAUGUGGGACUACAAAUCCUAUUCCUAAAAAAAAAGGUUGAAACAGAACUCUUUAUAUUCAUUUCGAUGUUUAGGUACACUGUGCUUCUAUUUAUAAAGCUGAAAUGCUCUAAUAGCCAACAUGUAAUUUCCUAGUAGUUCUACCUGUGUAUCGGAUACCGAAUUUACAUUGUGUCAGAUAGAUUACAGUCUUACUCUCACAGCUGACAAAAUGCUUGAUUUUAAAAGUUUCACCCAACACCACUUUUUAUGAAAGCGUUUAGGUUUUACUAUAUAUUAAAAAUAAAAAUCUUUAGAUUAUGAUUUCUGUUAUCUACUGUAUUUAGGAUUUUCAGUCCUUAUAAAUUAUUUUAGGUUUGUUUGUUUUUUAAAUACCUUUUAACAUUUGUCCAGUUUUGAUAAUGUUUAUUAUUGCUUUUUACUGAAAAUCGCUUUACUAUAAAAUUUGGUUAAAAAAAAGCGUUGUGUGCCCCAAUUACCAGUUUAUUUAGCUCACCAAAGUGAGGGGAACAGGAGAGAAAGGAAUACCCUACUAGAUGCAGGAAACAGUAAGGGUACAAUAGAGAACUUAACGUGCAACCUUAGUGCGUGGAUAUUAAAACUUAACUUUUAAUGAUACAUUUCUAAUAUGUAAAAACUGGUGAGUGUCAACACCCAAAAACACUAGUGUAUAAAACAAAAUCGUUGUCUCCACCAAAUGUGUUCCUAAUAAAAGGAUAUUAUUCCUUCCUUCUCUCCCUUUCUGGAGCACCAUGCAGGAAGUACUCAUUUUUAUAGUGUGCAUUAGACUCUUGUUUUCUUGUCACUACAAAGCUAAACUAUUUUAUUAGAUCUAGAAAGGGACCAAAGGUUACCAAUGUGUCCCCUAGAUUUUAGUCUAGAUCUUCCAACUUGUUUUUUCAAUGUAUUACAAUUCACAGUUUAAUGAAUGGACCUCUAAAUGUUAUAUAAUAAUAUAGUAUAUCCAUAUUUAAACAUAGAAACUUCAAUAAUCAGAUUAGAUAGAUUGUGUAUUAUGACAUGCUGGUGAGGUGUGGACCUGUGACCUGUGUAACAUCAUAGUGACAUCAUUGCAGCAUCAUGUCUGAUGACCACAGUUUACAGUAUUCACUAGACAUUGCUUGGACAGUUGACACUGCUUAGCUUUUGUAGUGAUCAAGUAACUAAAAAUGGCAGCGAGAAAUAUUUUCUCUUGUUUCCGAUGCUUGUGCUUUAGAAAAGUAAGUAGAUUUCUUUGUUUCUUAUACUUACCAUUAACUGGGAGCUCUAAAAUGUUAACCCAAACAACACUAGUUCUAUGAACCCCUUAACUUAUUAUAUUAUGUUUAAAUUCCCAUGGCAGCCUAUGGACACCCUUUUUUUUUUUUUUGUUCUUUAAAGUUAUUAUUAUUGGCAUUUAUAUAGCGCCAACUUAUAUCGCAGCAGUUUACAAUAUUACAAAACGAGGAAGUUAAAUAUAUUUUUAAAACGUGUUUAAGCCAUAAGCCCACCAUUUCACCUAAAGGUUCUGGCUAAUGACGUACUAAUAAUGUACACCUCCAGCAGCCUUAUUAAAUAGUUCUACUGAAAUGCUGCGCAUACAGUCUUCAAGCACUAUGACCACUUCAUCUAACUGAAGUGGUAAGGUGCUUGAAGGAAUUUUUUAAAUACAUUUUGGUGGGAGCUAUCUUUCCUACAGCUAAUAGUACAUGUGAUUAGAAUUAGAAUGCUUCAAAUUCUAUUAUACUAGUACAUGGUGCAUGUGCACUGUGGUUUUAGCAUAUAUACUACAAAGGAAACUAAAAAUAUUCAAAUGCUAUAAGACAACUGUAGCCUAAAUCACUAAGACGUUUAUUCACCAAACAGCAAGUGGAUGUAAAUUUUAAAAUAAACUGAAAAGAGCUUGGAAAUAUUCUCUCUGUAUUAGUUAGCCUCUAGAAAUGGACCAAAGGUUACCAAUUUACUUACCAUUAACUGGGAGCUCUAAAAUGUUAACCCAAACAACACUAGUUCUCUGAACCCCUUAACUUAAUAUUUUAUGUUUAAAUUCCCAUGGCAGCCUAUGGACUCCCCAUUUUACUUUGUUCUUUAUAGUUAAAUACAUUUGUAGCCAUAAGCCCACCAUUUCAAUUAAAGGUACUGGCUAAUGGCGUACUAAUAACGUACACAGCAGAAUUAUAAAAUAGUUCUGUAUUUAUACCGAAAUGCUGUGCAUACAGACUUCAAACACCAUGACCACUCCAUAAAACUGAAGUGGUCUGGUGUACAAAGAAACUCUUUAAAUACAUUUUGGUGGGAGCUAUCUUUUCUAGGUCUCUACGGCUAAUUGUAUAUGAGAUUAGAAUUUAAUAAUUAUAAUAAUAGUAUAUGGUACAUGUGCACUGUUGUUUUGGGAUAUAUAUUGACAAGGAACCUAAAGCUGAGAGGAGCUGUGGGACAGUGAAUUGAGAACCCCAGAGAAUAAGUAAUACCAUUAAGAAUAUGGUUUGGAGGUGUGCCAUAAUUACUACGGUAUCUUAGUGGUAUCUUGCUUUAAGUAAACUAAUGUCUGUAUUUGAGGUCACUUAUAAUAAUUUAAACUGUAUCACAGACCCAUGUGGCAGCGAGGGAAUGGACUCUAUAUAUGUUGAGUUUUUUCAUCAAAGUGCUUGCAACGUUCUUGCAAAGUGGUUUUGGUUUUCUGAUUUUGUUUCUGUCUUUUCAGCGCACAAGACGCAAUAAAUCUGAUGAUGUUGAGCAAAGAGCAGAGGAACGUUCAGGUACAUUAUAAAAUGUUUAUAUCUACCUCCAUGGAGACUGAACCAGUUUUUAACGUGCCGUGUUACCCUCCUGCAGUCUGAUAAGAGCCGACAUGUUCGGUUCCAGUUUGGUGUUACAUUCUCUGCAACACUGCCUUUGCUACAUGUCUACUAUCUCUUCUCAUCUAUUUGGGAACUGUAACAGUUCCUCUAAAAUGAAUGAGUGGCAUACCUCGUGUUGUGGUCGUGACCUAAAUAUGAAUAUUAAUCUCUUAAUACAUAAUAAUUAAGCAAUACGGAACAACAUUAAUAUUUUUAUAAUUCAUGGUAUUAUGGUUGAAUAUGUGGAUAGAAAAUACACAAAACGUUGUAAUAUUAAAUGUAUAUUUAAUAUAACUAUAAUAAAUAAACAGAUGCUAGCAGAAUGUCAAUUUACUACAAUAAUGAUACAAUACAAAACUACAACAUAUUACUUACAAAAGGUUGCUACAUGUUACACAAAAGGCUACAUUUGACUUACAAGGCCCCAGCCCUUUGGCUGGGGUUAAGUCAGAGCUGGUACUACAUCUUAGGUUCAGUCAGUUACAGGCAAAGAGACUAGAGUUUUCUCCUCAUCUGGUUUUUAUUCAGUGUAAGUAGGCUGGCCUGUGAUGUCACUGCCAGAAGCACAUGUCUUCCUACACACUGCCCCUAGUGGUACCCCCAAAGCAUUACACUAAAUAUGCUUUCUUUAUGAUGUAAAGUCAUUAAUUAAUAAAUACCAUUAUUACACCUCGUGAUAUGACUCUGUUACUCUCUUACAUAAUUAAUAGCGCUCAUUGGGAAGGAGGAAGGCAGGUUAACACCCAUACAGGUACUAGCCGCACUCCUGCCACUUUUGAUAGCUAAUGGAUGCAGGACAAAAUCUACCUGGCUUUCUCAGUGUUAGUAUAGGGUGAGGUUAAAGGGUGGGUUAGGGAUAGUAUAGGGUUAAGGCUAGGGUAGUGAACUGUUAGAAUGAAUGUAGAGUUAACAGGGUUGGUGUAGGAUAAGGGGUAGUAUAGGCAGUGGCAUAGCAUGGAUUGUCAGCACCUGUGGCAAGGCAUGUAUUGCACCCUCUAACCCUAGUCUAUACACAUUACUUUAGGCGUGAGAUGGAUUUUAAAAAUGACGCAACACAUCUAUCAGUGCCACACACACAUCAUGGAGAUGAGGCGGGCAGGGAAGAGGAGUGAGGCUAUUUAGGCGCCUGUUAAUGGCAUACUUUUAUGAUAACAUGUAAUGGGCAUUUACAUAAUGCCUAUUAAAGAGUGAUUUCUGGUGUUAUCUUUAAACAGGAAAUCACGUUAUUAAUAGGCAUUAUGUAAUUCACCGAUAAGAAUUACAGAAGGACAGUAUGGCUGUGAUUAGCAAGCAAACUACUGUAAAAUGUGAUGUAGUGACGUUUAUUUGCCCUGUCAUGCUGAAAAACUGUAUAAUGUUUGAACAUUGGGAGAUUUUCUGGGUGAUUGGGAGGGCGCGCUAUUUUUAAAAAUAUAUUACUACUCCUUUCUUUUUUUUCUUUUGAAAUUUUGGGCCCCAAAGAAUUUUGCGCCCAGGGCAAGAGGCCCUGUGGCCCAGCCCACGCUACACCAGUGACUAUAGGGUUUGUGUACCAAAAAUUACUUUAGAUCCUAGAUUGCUGCUUUUUGUGUCAACAAAAGUGGCUUACCUACAUUUUUAUUUUAACCUGGACAGAAUAGUACCAGCUGCCAGCAUUUCUAUUUAGGUUUUGUCUUAUUACUAAUUUUCCAGUAUGUUCCAAGACCUCAGUUGCUCUUGAAGGUGACCCAAGUGCCCAUGCAGACAAUGGGAAUUUAACUGCACUGCAAAAACACCUCGAAAUUGAGCUUAAGGUGAAGCGAGGUGCAGAGAAUAUGUUCCUGGCAUAUUCCAAAGGCCCUCCAGAAAACCUUAAAUAUCUUGAGGCAUUGCAGGAAAAGCUUGAAGACAUCGAGAAUGAGAUAGAACAUUUGCAGGCACUAAUUGACCAAGAAAACUUUAUUAAUAAAGAUGAAACACCUGCACCAGUUCCAGAAACUGAUGUCACCGAUGUAACGUUGGAGACACCUCCUAUUCCAUCUCCAACACCUUCACAUGGUGAUCAACAUCAGUCUUCAGGACACACUGAGAGAACGGAUAUACCGGCUCAGGUAAAACUAUAUGCUUUUUUUGUGUUUUGUUCUUUUCCCCACACAUUCACGCAAACCUCGUUCACUAUCACACCCAUGGUUGUUCAUUUGCCGCUCGUAAACAAUGACUACUUAUAGUGAUCUGGAGUCAAACGUAUAAUGAGUACAGCCAAAGCCCAAUAUGUAAAAUGUACAUUUUAUUUUGUAGGUAGUUUAAUUCUUCAAUUUAUCCUGAAGCAUCAGAUACAGGAGUUUUAAUAACUAUAGGCGCUGCCUCUAAAAUCACCACCACUUUAUCACUCCAUCCACUGUUUCUUCUUCAUAAUUCUCCCAUAUCCAUUGCUUCUCCAGUUAUUUUCCAACAUACCCUGCUUCCUCUUCGUUUGUCUGCUAUUCCCGACUUUAUUUAUUUAUUAAUCAAUUUCAGACCCACCAUUACAAUCCCAUGGACCAAAGGCCACAAUUGUCAUUGGGGGGAGGUUGGAUAAGUGAAUUUAAUUCAUGGUGUAUGUAUUUUUUUUUCUAGGGUGAAACAACUGCACCAGUUCCAGAAACUGAUGUCACUGAUGUAACAUUGGAGACACCUCCUAUUCCAUCUCCAACACCUUCACAUGAUGAUCAACAUCAGUCUUCAGGACACACUGAGAGAACGGAUAUACCGGCUCAGGUAAAGCUAUACGCUUCUUUCUUUGUUUUGUUCUUUUCCCCACACAUUCACACAAACCUCGUCAUUAAAGAAAAUUUAGAUAACCGAAGUCCUGAUAAUUCCUGGCAAAUGAUUUGUGCGAUAUUGUGAAAAACUUAAACACACUCGCUUCUUCGUCCACUAUCACACCCAUUGUUUUUGUUUUUAAUUCUUCAUUUGCCGCUCGUAAACAUUGUCGACUUAUAGUAAUCUGGAGUCAAACGUACAAUCAGUACAGCCAGAGCCUAAUAUGUAAAAUGUACAUUUUAUUUUGUAGGUAGUUUAAUUCUUCAAUUUGUCCUGAAACAUCAGAUACAGGAGUUUUAAUGACUAUAGUCGUUGCCUCUAAAAUCACCACCACUUUAUCACUCCAUCCACCAUUUCUUCUUCAUAAUUCUCCCACACCCAUUGCUUCUCCAGUUAUUUUCCAACAUCCCCUGCUUCUUCUUCGUUUGUCUGCUAUUCCCGACUUCAUUUAUUUAUGAAUCAAUGUUUCAGACCCACCAUUACAAUCCCAUGGACCAAAGGCCACAAUGGUCAUUGGGGGAGAGGGGGUGGGGGGAAUUUAAUUUAUGGUGUAUGUCUUUUUUUUCUAGGGUGAAACAACUGCAUCAGUUCCAGAAACUGAUGUCACUGAUGUAACAUUGGAGACACCUCCUAUUCCAUCUCCAACACCUUCACAUGGUGAUAAACAUCCGUCUUCAGGACACACUGAGAGAAUGGAUAUACUGGCUCAGGUAAAGUUAUACGCUUCUUUUUUUGUUUUGUUCUUUUCCCCACACCUUCACGCAAACCUCAUCCACUAUCACACCCAUGGUUUUUGAUUGUUAUUCUUCAUUUGCUGCUUGUAAACAAUGUCGACUUAUAAUGAUCUGGAGUCAAACGUAUAAUCAGUACAGCCAGAGCCUAAUAUGUAAAAUGUACAUUUUAUUUUGUAGGUAGUUUAAUUCUUCAAUUUGUCCUGAAACAUCAGAUACAGGAGUUUUAAUGACUAUAGUCGUUGCCUCUAAAAUCACCACCACUUUAUCACUCCAUCCACCAUUUCUUCUUCAUAAUUCUCCCACACCCAUUGCUUCUCCAGUUAUUUUCCAACAUCCCCUGCUUCUUCUUCGUUUGUCUGCUAUUCCCGACUUCAUUUAUUUAUGAAUCAAUGUUUCAGACCCACCAUUACAAUCCCAUGGACCAAAGGCCACAAUGGUCAUUGGGGGAGAGGGGGUGGGGGGAAUUUAAUUUAUGGUGUAUGUCUUUUUUUUCUAGGGUGAAACAACUGCAUCAGUUCCAGAAACUGAUGUCACUGAUGUAACAUUGGAGACACUUCUUAUUCCAUCUCCAACACCUGCACAUGGUGAUCAACAUCAGUCUUCAGGACACACUGAGAGAACAGAUAUAUCGGCUCAGGUAAAGCUAUACGCUUUUUUUUGUUUUGUUCUUUUCCCUGCACAUUCACGCAAACCUAGUCAUUAAAGAAAAUUUAGAUUACUGAAGUCCUGAUAAUCCCUGGCAAAUGAUUUGUGAGAUAUUGUGAAAAACGUAAACACACUCAAUCUUUGUCCACUAUCACAACCAUUGUUUUUGUUUUUAAUUCUUCAUUUGCCGCUCGUAAACAAUGUCGACUUAUAAUGAUCAGGAGUCAAACAUACAAUCAGUACAGCCAGAGCCCAAUAUGUGAAAUGUACAUUUUAUUUUGUAGGUGGUUUAAUUCUUCCAUUUGUCCUGAAGCAUCAGAUACAGGAGUUUUAAUGACUAUAGUCUUUGCCUCUAAAAUCACCACCACUUUAUCACUCCAUCCUCUGUUUCUUCUUCAUAAUUCUCCCACACACAUUGCUUCUCCAGUUAUUUUCCAACAUACCCUGCUUCCUCUUCGUUUGUCUGCUAUUCCCGACUUCAUUUAUUUAUUAAUCAAUGUUUUAGACCCACCAUUACAAACCCAUGGACCAAAGGCAACAAUUGUCACGGAGGGGGGGGGGAAAUAACAACUUUAAAUUAUGGCGUAUGUUUUUUUUCCUAGGAUUCUGGAGCAAGCAAUGAAUAUCCAUGCUUUAAUAAAUUAACGUCGCUAAGCAUAAUCUCAGAAACAACAAAAGAACCCGAUAACAGCGUGCUUCCAGCAUCUGGCAAUAUUGAGCCAGAAUGUCAACUCAGCCUGGAAGACUUCGAUCUUCGCUGUGUGCUGGGUAGAGGAAAAUUCGGGAAAGUAAGUUUAAGCAUGAAUACAAAUACUCUUUCGAGAAAAAGUGUCUUAGCAAAUGCAUUAGAACAGAAUAUUUUUUUUGCGUUUUGUUUGUGUAUCAAAGUGUUUAAAACAUCUACAUUUAACGAAUGUGCUACAUUUAUAUGUAUAAGCCAGUACAUUUUUCUAAAGAGGUCUGUUUUUUUUAUUUUAUUUUUAAUCGCAAAAUUUGUCAGUUGGAUACUAUAUUUUUGUCAGACAGAAAAUCCACCACAAUGAUAUAGUUGGAAACGUUUGUAGGAAAGAUAGGUGAAGCUUUGCGAAAUGUAUUUUUUAUAUACAGACUACCCCCAAAAUUGUGAUCUAACCACAAAAAAAGUCUUCAAAGGAAAGAAGCAAAAUAAAAAUGACAUGGUAGAAAAAAAAAUGCAAUUCUGCCGUACCAAACUUGAAUGAAUUGAUGCAAACUAAGAGCACAUGCAUACCUUUGUUUUUAAUUUUAGGUGUUCCUUGCUGAACACAAGGACACUGAGAAAAUCUAUGCCCUGAAAGCACUGAAAAAAGGAGACAUCAUUUCAACAAAAAAGGUCCACCGGUCAGUAAACAGAGCUAUUCAUACCUUAUCCUGUUUUAUUUUAUUUGUUAUGAGUUUUUGGAGAUCAGGGAAAUAAUUGACUUAUUGUUCCUUAUCCAGUCUUAUGAGUGAGAAGCACAUUUUCCAAUCUAUAAGCAGCAUGCGCCAUCCAUUUCUGGUAAACCUGUUUGGUUGUUUCCAGACCACAUAUCAUGCCUGCUUUGUCAUGGAAUACGCUCCUGGCGGGGACCUUGUUACAAACGUUUACAACAGCAACGGUGCAUUAACAGAGCCCAGAGCGACGUAAGUAUAGGCACCAUUGUGCCCAUAUUGCUAAACCUGUAAUGCAGUGUUUAGCAGCUGCUGGCAUUGAGGUAGGCAAUACAUUCCAUAGAGUCUAGUUAGAUUAUUGGGAAAGAUAAUCGUUAUUUUACACUUACCUGACUGUCCAGGUCCCACGGUCUUUCCAUUCUAUACAACAGAAGAAUUUUAUACUUCUGAAAUAGCAUUACCAACUUUAGUCAAUAUGGAUUGGCUGAGAGUGUUACAUUAAAAGUCACCAUGUCAGACCAUAGAGUGACACAGGAUUUGUGGAAAAUAACUUUUCAAUAGUACAAAGAUUGCAUUUUUUAUCAUCUUAAAAGUAACCAACGCGUUUUCUUUUCAUAGAUUUUAUGCUGCUUGUGUUGUGCUUGGCUUGGAAUAUUUGCAUUCCCAAAAGAUUAUCCACAGGUAAGUGUAAAGCGCAAAAAAGAAAAGUGGAUUGCGCAGUUAUAUUUGUUAUAUUUACAGCACUGCCUGUGCUUAAACCUAUUUGUUUGUCUAUGUUAUGGUUUUAAAUGUAAACUUUUUAAAAGCCUAAACAAGGAAUCCCAUUAAUAUCUGCAUCCAAGUGUCCUCUAGAAUUAUGUAAAAAUGAUUAAAAAAUUUUUUUCUGCAUUUUAAUCUAGGGAUCUUAAAUUAGAGAAUAUACUUGUGGAUAAGGAAGGAUUUGCAAAAAUAACUGACUUCGGUAUUAGUAAGGAAGGUAGAUAUCAUUUUACAUUUAUACAUAGAUAUUCGAUAAAUUAACGAAUGCCUCUGUAACAUCAGUGCUGGCUUUACACAUAUAAAAUUAUAUCCUUAAAAUUCAGCAUAAAACCAAAUGUGUGCUUGUUUCCUAAACAGCCAUUAAGACUUUGAAAAUGUAAAAAUAGCUUUUUUGGUCCUUUUAUCUAGUCCGAUUUUAAUAAGUACAAAAACAAACAUGCAAUAUUAAAGCAGAAAAAAUAGCCAAAAGGCUCUAAGGGAAAUAGAUCUAGACAAUGAUUUUAUGGAACUUUAACUCCACAUUACCAAUGUGGCAGAUGAGGAUACAGAGAGCAAAAAUUGGUUUCAAACCAAUUCUAAAAGGUUUGACAUAAAACUGGGAUAUGGCACCAACAGACUUUAGACCACAUGAAAGGACCUGCACUGUAGUGUUCAUAUUGCAAGUUAAUUUACAUGGUGUGCCCUAGCUGUGCCAGGAUAGCCAGGCAUAGAAAGGAAAUCAAAAAACAAAUUACAAUUGUGAAUAAAUUCCUCAUUUAAAUUUAGCCACAUUCAAACAUAAUCUAAUUCUGUACAUAAUUAAAAUAAAAAAAUUACAUAAACAAAAAUAUAUCAAAAGCACAAAUGAUAAUAUACUUUGUAACAAGGGAUCAUUGAACAAACCAAUAUGUGGAUUCGAUCUCAGGAAAUUACUUUUUAAAAAAUGUAAUAAAAAAAACCUAUACAAAAAUAGUUGGAUCAGGAAUACCCUAUAGUGUUACUUUAAAGGCAGGGAAUGUACAUCUUCAAUUUAAAUAUAAUUAACUUUUGUCUCUCUCUGAGGAAUCGGAUAUGGAGAACGAACCACAAGUCAUUGUGGAACACUAGAUUACAUGGCUCCCGAAAUCCUCAAGCACGAAAGUUACACCAAAGCUGUGGAUUGGUGGAGUCUGGGAGUGCUAAUAUAUACAAUGCUGGCAGGAGUGGUAAGAAUAGUUUAUUAAGAAUUAAUGGACGGAAUCCUGACUCGACAAGCAAAACACUAUAUACCAAUGUGUGUUUAUCAACAAGAUAAUUCAUCAGAUUUAUUUAAUUUUAUUUUCUUUACUGUAGACUCCUUUUGACGGCGAAGAUGAAUUUGAAAAGAUAAAUAACAUCAUCAAUCGCAGAUUCAGCUGUCCGGAGUUCAUGUCUGUCCUGUCUGUAGAAACCAUCGAUGUAAUCGAAGAUGUAUGUUGCCAAUGCAUGUUUAGUGUUUUUAACUUGGAUUUUAGAGAGCACAGUGUGGUUGACUAUAACAAAGUGGGACAGGCAGUUACAGGCACAUAUGGAUCUAGCUACAAAAAGAUACAGAAUAAUGUUAUGUUUGGAGACUCAUUUCGAUGAAAAAAAAAUAGCAAGAGGAAUCAUAGUAAUCAGGACAGUACAUUAUCUGCAUAAACUGCUUGCAAUUUUGUUUUAAUUAAUUAAUUAAUUAAUUUCUUUUAAUCAAAAUACCAAGCGCCAUUUUAAGAAAAAAAAAUGUCUUUUACAGUUUCUCAACAUAAAUCCAGAGGACCGUCUAGGGGCAAGUGAAUAUGACGCAGAAGAUGUAAAGUGGAAUCCAUUCUUUCAAGUAAGUCCAUUUUGUUCAUCUACCAGCCAUAGUUAUGUAGAGAGGAAUGGUAUAUUCUACCUCAAUCUUGUUUUUAGUUCCAAGUGAAAUUUUGUCACAUCUGGGGAAACCUACAUUCUAACACCUAAAUAAACAUUAGUUCAUUUGGAUGCUUAUUUAAAUUUAUGUCCUUAUGUAUAUUUGCAUUAAAUUCAUGCCCGUGAAGGCAUUAAACGGCCAAUGUAAAAUGUCCCCUGUAUUUGCAUGUGCAGAGCACAGUGAUACAAAGAAUUUAUCUUUGUCAAAACUACUUUCUUCCACUAAUGAAUGCACGUGUAAUCCUAUCCGUUGACUUUAAUUAUGGAUUUGUGAAUUACAUUGUAACUUGUGUAGAAUUUCGUUUUUCAGAUUUUUGCCAGUCUAUAUUUUUCAUCUUAAUUUUAUGACUUAAUGAUGCAUAUUCGUUAUCUUUGUCGAAACCACUGUCUUGCACUAAAAUGUUUAAUUUGUUAAUUUGUUAACAGGAGAUAGACUGGGAUGAAUUAUUAGCUAAGAAUGUGAAGCCCCCCUUUAUACCAACCAUCGAUGGAAUUGAAGAUGUUAGGAAUUUCGAUGAGUAUACCUCAGAAGAUCCCAUCUUGACGCCUCCAAAUGGGACAAAGGAACUUACAGAAGAAGAGCAGGAAGAUUUCAGGGACUUUGACUGGAUUGCAAAUUGGUCCUAA
Pelobates cultripes (western spadefoot toad) is the source of this 12771-nucleotide messenger RNA. Lineage: Eukaryota; Metazoa; Chordata; Amphibia; Anura; Pelobatidae. The record is from the annotation of a GenBank genome assembly.